This is a messenger RNA of Fomitiporia mediterranea MF3/22, 2376 nucleotides long. RefSeq lists its product as uncharacterized. The transcript has 11 exons. The record is from RefSeq and is a predicted model, not a curated record. Lineage: Eukaryota; Fungi; Basidiomycota; Agaricomycetes; Hymenochaetales; Hymenochaetaceae. Bases 127 to 2148 code for a protein of 673 amino acids.
CUUUCUUUCAUCCAGAGUCUUUCGUUUUUCUAUUCACACUCGUUCUCAUCAGCUGUCCUUUCGGAACACCUUUCGCCUUCGCAUUACAAGCUUCCCAUUCUUAUUAAUACAAUUCUUUUCUUCAUCAUGCCGAAAUUCUACUUCUUCGGUCUCCUGUCUUUACUCCCGCUGCUGGUCUCUGCGGCUAAUGACUGGUCAAUCCCUUGUAUGGACGGAACUUGUUCUUGGGAUGCACCCACCGGUAAAAAUACCAUGGCAGGUACCAUGACUAUUACCGGCUCUCCGAACGCUAUCUCGGACAUUACGACAGCUGCAGGCUGGGAAAUUCUCAACUGCACUACGGAUGCCAAAGCACAGGACAUUCGUAUUGUCUGUUCAGGAGACGAGGAAUCUUGUUCUCAUCUUUUCCAAAACGGGGCUGAACAUACAGUUGUUCGCCUGCCUCAGGACUGCGGCCCGGGUCCAUUUGCCCGUGUCGUAAGCUGCGAAGAAGCCGAGGACCAGUCUCUUCCGGAAUAUCUCAGCACUCACCUCAGACGUCGUGAUGGAUCAGCCCGAACUGUUCAUGCUCUUUCUUUUGAUACAAAAUUUAACCAGAUCCCUUCCUCUCAACACGGAAACGUGUCAAUGGUGGUUUUCGGCUCGACUAUUCCCGGCUUCAAUGGCAAUGCUACGAUUACUCCGGCAGGAUCCAGGCGCCGUUCUCGCAUAGCCAAUAAACGAAGCUUUGACUCCUUUUUCGACGAUUUCAACAAGACAAAGUCUACGGACCUUUCUCCCAUCAAUAUCGAUAAUAAAUUCAACAUUUUCAACACUACGCUCCCUUGCUCUGCUGGCGAGCAAGCUAGGUUGAGCGUCGAUGUUGAUGCAAAGGUCAACGCGCAGGUCACGAUUGGUGUUGUUCUCGCUGGUUCUCUCACUUCGGGAGUCACAGAAUUUGGUUUGUUCGCAGAUGUAUCAGCGGUCCUUGACGGAGGUCUCAGCAUUGACGCCAACAUCGCCGGAGAAUUCGAUAGCGGAAAGAUCAAGCUUUUUACUUCUGAAUUUUAUCCAUUCAACAUUCCAUCACUCAUUUAUGUCGGCCCCACAUUCGACAUCGAUGCCGAAGCAAAAGCUAACAUUGACCUUGAUGUUGAUAUGUCUGUUGAUCUGGCUUAUGAAGUGUCUGACUUGCGACUGUUCUUCCCUCCAUCCGAUGGCAAGACUUCAAGUGCUACUAUCGCACCAAAAGAUACGCCAUUGAAACUGUCUGCAAGCCCUGAGGUUCAGUCAAAUGCCACUCUUGAAGUUCAUCUCAUUCCCAGUCUUAAUUUUGGCAUCAAUGUCCUUGACGGUCUAGGAUCUGCAACAAUCUUCUUGGAUAUCGACACUUUUGCCGAAUUAGACCUUGGUCUUGUAGCUGGUGGAACUGCUAGUGCUGACACAGCUAGUGCUAUUGGUGCUUCUGCACAAGCUAGGGGGUGUGUCGAUUUGAACGGCGGAGUCUCCGUCAAUGCCGGUGCAAAAGGAUCUUUCUUUGACCUUUUCGACGAUAGUACACAGGUUUCACUUUUCUCGAAGAACUUUGACUUCUUCAAGAAGUGCUUCGAAGAGUCAGCUUCUACGACGAACUCUGCGACAUUCACGUCUAGCCCUGUUUCCAACUCCGCAUCUAGUGUCAACCCGUCAUCCACUGUGAGCCUGAGUGUCUCAGAGUCAGCGGGCACAGGCAUUUCAUCCUCAGCAUCUGCACACACACCAUCCACGCCUAGUACCAGCCUGAGUACUUCUUCUACUCUCGUGGUUGCAGACCUGGCAUCUGCAUCGACUGCGGACUCGAGCUUCGUGACCGCCUCAAGCACCGUCGCUGAUGACUCGACAGCGACGCCCUCCGCUUCAAGCACGACCGAGAGUUCUACUUCCACGCUAAUUACUGUUGCUGACGAUUCAACAACGGUAUUGUCCUCUUCCAGCACAUCCAAGGCUGCUAAUGCUACACCCACAAGCCCCGAAGACACGAAGGGCCAGAAUAGCUCUCGUUCUCGCCGUGCACACGUUCCAGCACACAUCAAGCUUGCGAGGAGGGAUUUCCAGUGCCUUGCAGCUGACGUCGCACCAGCGACUUCACUUGUCGACCAGAAUCUGUCGAGCACAAGCUUUACAUCUUGAGUACAAGAUAUCUCAUAAUACAUUUACUUGCUGCAUCUUUUCUUCUGUCUCUUUCUGGCUUCCCUUUCUUGCUUUUAUGUGGCUUUGAUUUCGACUUUCUAGCAGCCAUAUCCUUUAGUUUAGUUACUAUAGUUGUAAUAUGUCCUUGAUUUGUUUCUUCUGUUUGUGCACUCGGUGUGUUAUAGACUCUCGCUGCGUGCUGUACAUGCAUGUGGUACACAUAUAGCU